CCUUCGUACCGAACACACGUGCCCCGCCAAGACGCGUCGCAAUCAAUUCUUCUUUUCGACUCGUAUUAGAACUGGUUUCACCCCAUCGAAAUGCCACUGAUAGCCCUGGCCCUGAUCGCCUUUGGCCUAACUCUGGGCCAAUCACUGCCCAUCGAUGAGGGAGAGUCGGCGCCGACGGUGGUGACCGGCGAGCCGGCAGAAUCGACGGCAGGGCGAGUGGUCUUCGACCAGCGGCAGACGGGUCGUUUCAACAUCCAUGUGAGCAUCAAGGAUGUGGCCAUCAUCGAGGUGGGCCAGAAUGGGCUGGCCGAGGAGACAUACAACGAUGAGGAGGAUUACUAUUACGAUGACAGUGCGUUGACCGUCAAGCCGAUCAAGCUGACCACAGAGGCCAGUACCACGACAAGCACCAGGGCGACUUCGCAAUCGGUGGCUCCACCAGAGACCACAGAAGCCACUACACCCAGCCCCAACUCCAGCUUCACCUCCAGCCUGUUGGCCGACAUAGCAGCCAGUGUAACAAAACCCAAGUCCCGGCUGAAUAACUUAAUGAUUGUGGAGACACCCAUUGGUGGGGUCACUAAGGCUCCACACCUGCAUCCACACCCACAUCCACACCAUCCGCUACAUGGCAGGUCCAAGGAUAUACCCACCGUGGCCGCCGCUGCCAUAACGCCGCCUUCCCUGCCCGAUGGCAUUGAGUAUACACCGCCCAAGGGUCCCAACUCUCCCAUUUUUAAGGUGAAGGUUCAACGAUCUUCGAUGCCCGCCGCCAAGAAGUCAGCCGCCGCCGCUGCCCGCUGCCGGGGCCACCAGGUGCGGGAUGCCCAUGGCAAGUGCUCCGACUCGAUCUACAGAAAGCUGUACAGCAUGCUGGUUGGUCUGAAUUUUCCCUUUUUGGCAGCCGCCAAUUCUGCAGAUAGUGUUUGAUGACUUGACAACUAAACGAGCUAUAAGACAUAGAACUUAAGUGCCACUAAUUGGGUCUUAGCCUUGAGCGUGAAAUAUAUUGACUGAAAGAAAGGCUAUUGUCUGAAUUUAUUCUAUUUAAUUUUGUGGAAAAAUAUUAGCUGCUUAGAUAU
Messenger RNA from Drosophila kikkawai, 1082 nucleotides. RefSeq lists its product as uncharacterized. NCBI's taxonomy places the organism in Eukaryota, Metazoa, Arthropoda, Insecta, Diptera, Drosophilidae. The record is from RefSeq and is a predicted model, not a curated record.